Neltuma alba is the source of this 1582-nucleotide messenger RNA. Its product is annotated as cysteine-rich receptor-like protein kinase 29. Gene Ontology annotation, biological process: protein phosphorylation. The transcript has 5 exons. Gene Ontology annotation, molecular function: ATP binding; protein serine/threonine kinase activity. The coding region runs from base 1 to 1122 and encodes 373 amino acids. NCBI's taxonomy places the organism in Eukaryota, Viridiplantae, Streptophyta, Magnoliopsida, Fabales, Fabaceae. The record is from RefSeq and is a predicted model, not a curated record. Gene Ontology annotation, cellular component: plasma membrane.
AUGGCCGGAGCUCAUUUAGCAUUGCUUCAAUUUCUCUGUGUACUUAUCACUCAAUUAUCACAUGGAGCCAGCAGCCGACCAGAAUUUCGGGAUUAUUAUUGCAGCAACAGCAGCAACACAUCAAAGAGCACCUACCGGAACAACCUCAAUACCCUUUUAUCAAAUCUCGCUUCCGACAAACAAAUAGAUUAUGGCUUCUACAAUCUCUCUUAUGGUAGUUACCCAAAUACAAUAUAUGCUGUUGGGUUAUGCAGGGGAGAUGUUAUGCCAGACUUUUGCCCCAGCUGCCUCAAAAAUUCAUCAGUCCUGCUGCCACAACUAUGUCCAAAUCAGAAGCAAGCUUUUGGGAUGUACGAUGAGUGCAUGUUAUCUUACUCAAACACUUCCAUAUUAGGCAAUCGGGUGGAUCCUAUUGUUACAAUUCCACGUUGCUAUAAUCACAGGCCGGGUGGUAGGGUUAUUAGACCCAUUUGUAACUUUAGAUAUGAAAGUAGCCGCUUCUAUGCAAUUACAGCUGAUGUACCCUUAUCGGCUCCGUCGCCGCUACCGUCUCCCCCUCCCCCUCCUCUGCUUACACCUCCAUCACUUCCAUCGACCAACACAACAUCUUCAUCACCUCCUCCAUAUGCAGAUACAAUAUCCUCAGAAGGAAAGAAAUCACAAACUAUCAUUGCCAUUAUUGUGUCAAUUUCUGCAUUUGUUGUGCUGCUUAUCUGUGUUUGGAUUUGUGUAAGAGUGAGAAACCAAGGAAGAAAAUUACCAAGUGAGAUUGACGCUGAUGAUUCAAUUGACGUCACUGAGUCAAUACAGUUCGAAUUUGACACCAUCAAAGUUGCUACAAAUAACUUCUCCGGUCAAAACAAGCUUGGACAAGGAGGAUUUGGACCAGUUUACAAGAGCAAGCUCUCCAGCGGAAAAGAGGUUGCCGUGAAAAGGUUGUCUAUGGAUUCUGGGCAAGGGGACAUUGAAUUUAAGAAUGAAGUACAAGUAAUGGUCAAGCUUCAACACCGAAAUUUGGUUAGACUCCUCGGUUUUUGUUUGAAAGAAAAGGAACGCCUUCUAGUAUAUGAGCUUCUUCCUAAUAGAAGUCUUGAUUACUUUAGACAUUCUAUUUCUACAUGAAAAUGAAAUUCAUUACCCUUUGUUGCAAGAAUAAAUGAGCAAAUACCCUGACUCUGCUUUAUAUGAUUAUAUCUUGGAUUCGGAUAUAGAUUUGAUUAGAUGUGCACAAUUGAGAUGGGAAACAUGCUAUAAAAUUAUAGCAGGAAUUGCCUGAGGCCUUCUUUACCUUCAUGAAGAAUGUCAACAAUGAAUUAUUUAUCGUGACCUUAAAACAAGUAAUAUUCUCUUAACUACAGAGAUGAAUCCUAAGAUAUUAGAUUUUGGCAUGACAAGACUAGUUAUUAUUAAUCAAACCCAAGCCAAUACAAAUAGAGUUGUGGGGACCUAGUAAGUAUCAAAACAUGUCAUAUUUAAUUAGUUUCUAAUUCUCCUAGACCAAGCAAAAGAAAAACUUGAAUAUGAUAGUCAAGAGAAAUGUUACAUAUUGUAUUUGAUUACUUUGACAUGUUGUGGGUAUAUG